Molecule: messenger RNA, 906 nt
Organism: Bactrocera latifrons
Lineage: Eukaryota; Metazoa; Arthropoda; Insecta; Diptera; Tephritidae
Gene: Ssk
Product: protein snakeskin
Exons: 3
Coding region: 177-677 (166 amino acids)
Biological process (GO): septate junction assembly
Source: RefSeq, a predicted model, not a curated record
GAUCGAAAUACAAUUUAGUCAACGAACAACGACAAAACGAAAUCGAACGGAUAUCAAAAGUUUUGUUCUUACUUAAUUAAUAAAAGUGCUCCUAGACAAAAGCAAAGUCUUUUUGUAGCUUUUAUUUUAAUUUAUUUAAAAUUCUUUGAAAAGUGAAGAACAAUUAAGCGAAAAAAAUGGUGUCUGUGGAAACGAUUGGAUCGAUAUUUAUCAAAACUCUGAAAUUGACUAUCAACAUUAUUAUUCUUAUCCUCUACUGUAUUGGAGAUGAGGGCAUUUUUUUGGGCGUUAGUGGAACAUGGAAUUUAAAUGAAGAAAAGAGCCCUUCACCGGAAAUCGUAGCCUCUGGUAUAUUUGUAGGAUUUCUAAUCUAUACCACUGUGCACACAGUGGCCUUCUUCUUCGGCACCACCAAGCAUAAACGUGAGCUAACAGACACACUGAUGAAUAUGGUCGGCACAGCCAUGUGGAUUGCCAUUGGCGGUGUGGCUUUACAUUAUUGGGGCGGCUAUAUGUCUGACCAGGACUUUCUCUAUGUAAAUGCUGAGCGUCAGACGGGCAUCGCAAUGGGUGCGUUGUGUGUAAUUGAAGGUGCCCUUUAUUUAUUGGACACUGUAUUGGCUUGCAUACACUAUUCCAAGGCUGAGGAUAUCGAAUACACAGGCGUUGGACAUUAGACGCAGAAGUUCAUCAGCAUUAUACAAAAUCUUUACUUUUUAUAAUCAAAUAGUUACUGUAGUGCAAAUUAAUUUUACAAAAAUGCAGAAAACCAUUUACUUAACACGGAUUCUAUUAAGUGAGAACGGGCUCAAACAAUUAACAUUACCAUUAGCUUUAAUGAAAUAAUUAAUUUGUGAAUAAAAAAAAAAUUGUAUGGCAGUUUCAUUGUCAAAUGAAAAAUUUUAA